Molecule: messenger RNA, 807 nt
Organism: Colletotrichum phormii
Lineage: Eukaryota; Fungi; Ascomycota; Sordariomycetes; Glomerellales; Glomerellaceae
Exons: 5
Coding region: 1-807 (268 amino acids)
Biological process (GO): mycotoxin biosynthetic process
Source: RefSeq, a predicted model, not a curated record
AUGUCGGACGCAAAGUACGCCAACAUCAAGUUCGAGGACCACGAUGACCGGAGCAGCACCGAGGUCGAGGAGUCACUCCUCGGCAACGACGACAAGGCGUGCCGGCGCUGCAUGGCCAAAGACUACCACCGCGAUCAGCCGGCGAGGAGGAAGAACCGGUGCCUGGCGAUGCUCAACUCGUCGCGGUGGUUUGUCGAUACGAUAUUGCUGGUUGUGAUCUUGGGUCUGUUGGUGAGGGAGCAGAUGCAGAAGCCGCCGGUGAAUACGUGGGAUUUUGGUGGGGAUUUGACUGGUGUCAGCGGACAUUUCUCGCAACAGAUCAAGACCUUCACGCCAGACUACGAGGGCAAGUAUGCGCCCAACGACACAUCAAAGUUUUUCACCGAUGAGACGUUGAACAACUGGAACGAGUUGAUGCCUUACGGCAUGGGCUUCCAAUGGGUGAAUGACACGCACAAGUACCACGACCUGCCGACUCCCAUCGUCUGGCCCGAGAAGACCGUCUUCACCACCUCCAUUACCCACCAGCUGCACUGCUUGUUCGCUGUUGUCCAGACCUACUCUGGUAUCAAGUCCGGCCACGAGAUCCCCGAUGACCAUCACUGGCACAUGAUUCACUGCUUCUCCUACCUGAGACAGACCAUCAUGUGCAGUGCCGAUAUGGCUCUCGAGGGUCUUGAGACGACCUUCCCGGAUCACAACGGUGGUUCUGACGGCUGGGACUCGAAGCAUGUGUGCAAGGAUUAUAGUCAGGUCAAGAACUACUUGGAGAGCGUCAGGGCGUACGACGACAGAGAAAUCUUCUAA